Messenger RNA from Trypanosoma conorhini, 2160 nucleotides. RefSeq lists its product as uncharacterized. The transcript has a single exon. NCBI's taxonomy places the organism in Eukaryota, Euglenozoa, Kinetoplastea, Trypanosomatida, Trypanosomatidae. Bases 1 to 2160 code for a protein of 719 amino acids. The record is from RefSeq and is a predicted model, not a curated record.
AUGCAUCUCCAACCCAUUCGCCUAUCGGCGGGUGAUGACAGUCUGCAAACAACCUACUCCUCCAGCUUUGGGGUUAAAGACGAGCUCAAGUUACUCAGCGGCACGACACGUGUAACUUUCCCUGCCUUGGCGCAUGACAAGGGGGCGCUCAAUGGAACUCCUAGCAGUGUGCUGGCGGCAACCGGUCGUGAGAGGUCGCCGUUUGGUAGUCGUGGAGACCCAUUUGCUUCCAGCAUCGAUGUGCUGAAUGAAACUUCCUUCACGGAUAGAGAGACGGAGAUGUCACACUUGGAAAUUGGCCUCGGCUCGACAUCCCGCCCCUCGGAAACCGAUGAUAUGGAGGGACACGAUGCGAAGGCGAUGCAGGAAGUCCUUCUAGGCGCAUUUCCUGAAUCGUUGAAGCACAUCACGACCGAUGAAGCGUCCGUGGAGGCACUCACUUCCGAUAACGCGGAGGGGGCAACUGACAGUGGGUACCAUCGACAGUUUACAGAAUUUGUUCUCCGUGAGGUGCAUAGUUUAUUGCUGUCAGUGGCCUCCGCCAACGAGGUGCGGCUGCGAUACUUGCUGCGACAGAAUGUACUGGAUAUGGAGGGAGCCAACACGAAGGCAUUACAAGCGGCUAUAGCGGAGGAAAGUGCACGGAGCCUCUCUGAGUGGGGUGAUGCAUGGUACCAGGCCCCGCAUCCUACAAGUGAAGUGCUGGUGGCAGUCACUGUGCGUCCCCCGCAGUUUGCAGCAGGAAUGUUGUGGAAUGGUUGCGAUUCCUUCCUUCUUGGUGGCACCGCUUAUUUGCAGGAAGGCCGCGUCCUACAGAUCCGGCUGCCGUGCUCCACGAAAUCCAUGGAAAGUGCCACGACAUCGCCAUCUACUGGGGCGAGUCAAGCGAAUUGCGAUGCCGGUAGCAGAGGUGGUGAUGGGGGUAAUGGACAAAAGUGUGCGGUGCGCCUUCUACUUAGAGAGUUUAUCUCCGUCUCUAAGGUAGGAAUGGGGUCUAUGAUGCAAACCUUUUCGCUCAUCCCUGAGCAUGUGUCCGUGAAGGUUACACGAAAUCAGACGUUGCAGUAUGGUCUUAUUCAAACAGUUUUGGAUCAGUGUGCCCCAGGGGCGGUGUCGCGUGCCUUUUCUCUUCAAAUGCUCCUGCCAACAAACUUGCGGUGUGGAAUCAAAUUACCCUUACUUGAGGUGGCGAAGGAACCCUGUGCUGCAAGCAACCGCACUGCAGAGGGGGCCCCAACUGGUGAUGGGGAACUGCAGAGUAAAGAAAUUGAGGAGGGGCACUCGCUUUCAAUGACUCAGAGGCCGUCCUUCAUCACAGAUAAAUUAGGCCCUAUUUCCGCAAAGGUGUUUAAGCGCCAACCGUUGGGAAAUGAGGCAUACCUGGUGUACACGAACCCUAAGCUCUACGCGUUGGUCAUGAAGCACUCUCCGGCCGUCCUGACAGCUAAUACAAAUGCUAUUCGUGAAUAUCUGAAGUAUAGCCAACGUCUGCGGUUUCAACGACUAGUGAGGCAAUUGCUUACUGCUGUUUACACUAUACAACGUUUUUUUCGUCACUGUAUCGCGAAGAAGCGACGUGCGGUGAGCUGCAUGCUGAAGCGCUGGGGGCAGCUAGAGCUGGAUAGCAGGGAACAGUUGAAGAAGUACACGCUUGCUCCUGCCACAGUCGAUCGCAUUGGCUUCAUUGUUGGCUCCGUGCUCUGGCAGCACAUUGUAACCACGAGGGAGUACAAGAUGGCCAUGUUAGAGGAGCAAUUUUCGCUGCGACGGGCGGCGUAUCGACGGUGGUGUGCGCAGCGCCUGGAGGAGGACCUGGCGAAGUACAAAACUGCCCGAAGAACGAGCUUGUCUGCGAGCCUUAUGACGGACUUGGGGGCCACAGAGAAGGCAAGCAGUACCGCUUGUUCCGAGCUCGCGGGGGCGUCCGCGGUGCAGGGAGGGAAGGUGAUCGAUGUCACCCUGGGGAGGUCACACCAUCGAUGGAUUUCUAACUGGGAGUGCGUUCUGCACGCGCGCUUUGGGUGGUACAUCGAUCCUGAGGAGUUGCUGCAGGAGAGUCACCGCCGUUUGUUGAUUUCUCUGCGGAACUCCAUCCUGACAAUGGCUGACGUGCAGGAGGAAAUGAAGAAAAAGGCCAAGAUAGCGCUCGUCCCGCUUUGA